This is a messenger RNA of Prosopis cineraria, 1057 nucleotides long. RefSeq lists its product as uncharacterized. The coding region runs from base 51 to 929 and encodes 292 amino acids. The transcript is spliced from 6 exons. The record is from RefSeq and is a predicted model, not a curated record. NCBI's taxonomy places the organism in Eukaryota, Viridiplantae, Streptophyta, Magnoliopsida, Fabales, Fabaceae.
AAUCUGGGUCUUUCGUAGUUUUCCCAUAAGAUGAACUCCGCAAUCCGCACAUGCCAAAGCCCUCUGCCUGUGGCUCCAGGGCGUCUCUCCUCUGCAAGCAGAGUUCACAUAAGCUUAAGCCACGGCUCUCUCAGUGUUUCCCUGAGUUCCAAGGGAAGCCACUUGGUUUCACGUCCAUCAUAUGUGAAGUGUACGGUCGAGGUCGAGAGAUUCUCAGAGGGGUCCAGGAUGAAAGAGGAGAACGGGAAGAACAAUAUAGUGAGAGGAGCGGGAAGAGCUUCUCUAGUGCUGGCUUGUGUUCUUGGGGCCUUCAACUCAGUGGUAAGAUGAACACCAAGCCCAAUUUAGCCUAUGCUGCUUCGACGCAACAUCGAAGCCAAGGUCCUGUGCUUAGCCUGACGAGCAAUUUCAACACAGAGGAACCUGAAAGAAGUGAUAUUGAAAACCUCAAGCUGUUUGCAAUGUCUCUAUCACAGAACGGGCGCAAAGAUGCAGCGGAGUCAAUAAUGAGGUGUGAAUGUAAUAAGUGGAAGGGCACGUCCAGUUCAAACCAACUCAAAGUCGCGCUCAUUGAAUUGCUCUUGUAUCAGGGGAAAUACCAAGAAGCGAAAGAAACCAUUCAGGACCUAAUGAAGGAUAUGGCCGAUCUGCCGCCGGAAAAAGUUUAUUUUCUCAAGGCUAUUGCAGAAUCUGCAACUGACAAAGCAAAGGCAGCACAAUCCUGGGAAGAAUACCACCGCAAAACUUCGGAGGAGACUUUACCGUACAGUGCACCUAUGGUAGAGAAAGGAAAGGACCAGCAGCAGAGGUACCUCCAUCGUUUAUGUAUUACAUUGGACAAAGGUGAUCAUUUUGGAUUUCUUUGCCCUCAUCGCAUGACGGAAAAAGAGAAUACUCCUGAAAUAAGAUCCUGGUAUCUCCAACAAUGAAUAUGUGAAGUUAAAAAGGAUAUUUUCAUAGCUUCAUAUGUGCCUUUGUAAGGAUCAAUUUACGAUUGACAAUUUUUUUGUUAAAUGUAGACUUCUUUUGAUAUCUCACUAUAUUUUAUAGAAACCAC